AUCCCGCCCGGCAGUCGGCGGGAAGAGAGCAGCGGCGGCCAUGAAGCGGCGGCGCGGGGCGGCCGCGGAGCUGAGCUGCCUGCAGGCCUGGGCCGCCGAGAGCCAGGCCCUGGCCGGGCGCUGGCGGGUGGCCCGGUGCUCGAGGCCGGGGCCCGGCAGAGCAGCGGAGCGGGAGGCGCGACAGCAGCGAGACGGCUUCGGGGAGCUGCUACGGAGGAUGUGGGGGCUGCCGGCUGCCCUCCCCACCCUGCCUCUGGAGCUUACCGUCCUCUACAACUCCCUGCUUUUUGCUGUGGGAGCAUCUGACUCUGCCAUUGAAGGAGAAGCAGAAGGAAUACGCCAGGGGCUCCUCAGAGUUCUGGAAGCCUGUGGGGCCUGCGGGCAGGAUCUUAGCACUGAGGAGCUGUGGCAGAAGGUGCUGCAGGAGGUAACUGCAAGAGAGCUGCAGGCACCUUUGCACCGACUAGGGGCCCUGCAAGCAGCGUGGUGGCUGGCAGCCAGCCGCCUGGGAAGCAUCGCUGGCCUCUUCAGGCUCCUGAGCAACGCUGAGGACCCAGGAAGAGCUUGCUGCAGAGAGGGGAAGAAUGAACUCCUCUCCCUGCUCAAGGCUUGGCGAGUACCUGCUGAGGAGGCCUCCCUGCCCCUUGUAGAGAGCACUGAGAACUUGAAAGAGAUCCUCUGCACUGCAGCAGCCUUCCUGCAAGGGCUGCAGGAACUGGAGGCUGGGAACUUUGCUACUGCCCUCUCCCUCUUUCGGGAGGCUGCUGGAGGAUUCUGCUCCAAGAGGGUCCUGGCCCAGAUCUACACCUGUCUUGGCUACUGUGCUCAGCAAAUGGGCAAGCCUCAGACAGCCCUUCAGCACCUGAAGCGGGCCCUCCAGGUAGACUUCCAGUGCCUUCCUGCCCUGUUCCAUGCAGCAGCAGUGUACCGUGAGCUGGGGGAGACCAACGCAGAGCUGGAGGCUCUGGCUCUGCUCUACGAGGCUCUGGGAAAAAAACUUCCGGCAGCUGCUUCCUCUAGUCCAUAUUUCCUAAUCCAAACAGAGCUUCUUGUUGACACACCAAUACUAGCUUCUCUCCUUCGCCGUCGCCACCCCUCUGAAGUGAAGUACCUGCUGGCACAGCGGUGUCUCCAGGACGGGAGGGUGGCUGAUGCAGUAGAACAUUACUUAGAUUUUCUGGCUCUGCUUCAGGAGGGGCUGCAGCAGCAGGUGCCCCUAGAUGAUAGCUCAGCUCUGCCCAGGAUCCCCGAGGUGAUCCUGGAAACAGCGUCUGCCUUGGAGCAGGCCGGGAGGCACCAGGAUGCCAUAACCAUGUGCGACGAGGUCAUCAGCCGGACAACUGACCUGAUUCCACGGAUGUUACGAGUGGAGCGCCCAUCGCCAGGGGCAGGGUUGGUGGGUGGACUCCUGUCCCAGAAGAAGGAGAGUCUGUACUACCUUGCCUGGAGAGCAGCUGGAUACCUGCACCAGGGCUGGGCAUGGGCCAAGCUGGGUGAGAGCAAGGAAGCCAUAACGAAAUUCAGCAGGUGCCUUGGCGAUCUCUUGCAACUCCAGCUUUAUGGGUCUGGAGUUGAACCAACAGAGAAUCUCCUGCCAGAUGUGGAGGUGCUUCAGAAGAUCAGGUUGCUCUCUCUCAUCGGGCGAGGUAUGCAGUUCCUGGACCUGGGAAGGCACAAGGAAGCCUUGUUGGAUUUCCAGUACAGUUUGCAGAUCUCGCCAGGUGACCCAGCUGCUGCCUCCUACCUGGUGCUGGCCUUGUGGAAACUGAAUCGAAAGCAGGAGGCGGCUGCUUACUGGCAGAAGUUCUCCAAACCCCCCCCUGGGGAGGAUGGGCAGCAGGAAGGGCAGGGAAGGUCCUUCCCUUUGUACCUGGUUUCGUGUCUGAAGCAGGCGAUGUUCCCCCACAGUGAAUCUCUUGCCAGAACCAUACAGGAUUACCUUGCGACGACAAGGUGGGACCCCUCAAGCUAACCCAGUCAGUCUCCCCGCACCGGGCUGGCAUGAAGCCUUUAAGGACCCCAUCCAAGACUCAGAAUUGCUCUUGCAUAAAGCUGGAUUCCCAAACGACUGAAACAGAAUAGAUCUCCUUUUCUAAUAAAAGCCUCAGCUCUAAAUA
Molecule: messenger RNA, 2117 nt
Organism: Harpia harpyja (harpy eagle)
Lineage: Eukaryota; Metazoa; Chordata; Aves; Accipitriformes; Accipitridae
Gene: FANCG
Product: FA complementation group G
Exons: 14
Coding region: 41-1972 (643 amino acids)
Biological process (GO): interstrand cross-link repair
Cellular component (GO): Fanconi anaemia nuclear complex
Molecular function (GO): protein binding
Source: RefSeq, a predicted model, not a curated record